AUGCCUGCAACAACAUCGGUCAUACUCAACACUGGAGCAGUUAUGCCCACGGUCGGUCUUGGCACAUGGAAGUCCAAGCCCGGCCAAGUCGAACAUGCUGUUGAAUUCGCCCUGAAAAAUGGAUACAAGCAUAUUGACACUGCCGCUGGAUACCAGAACGAAACAGAAGUCGGACAGGGGAUCAAGGCGUCUGGUCUGCCAAGAGACCAGAUGUUCCUGACUACGAAGCUUGAUAAUUCCGACCAGAGGCAUCCAGCAAAUGCUCUUGAAGCAUCACUCAAGAAACUCGAUACUACUUAUCUAGACCUCUGGCUCAUGCACUGGCCAGCUCCCAUGACAAAAGAUGGCCAGGCGGACAAGGAACACGACUGGUUGGACACCUGGAAAACUAUGGAAGACCUAUACCUUGCUCACCCAGAGAAACUGAAGGCUAUUGGUGUUUCCAAUUUCUCCGUGGAAUACCUUGAACGUUUAUUGAAAGUUGCACGCGUCGUACCGGCCGUGAACCAGAUUGAGCUCCACCCUUCGUGUCCUCAAGAUGACGUCGUCGAGUACUGCCAGAACAAGGGAAUCGUGAUGACAGCUUAUUCUCCGUUGGGAUCCGACAAUUCCCCCUUGUUGAAAAACGAAACUGUUACAAAAAUCGCAGCGAAGUAUGAUGUGCAACCCGCCAAUGUGUUGAUAUCCCUUCAUGCAAACAAGCCCAUGCACACUGUGCUUCCCAAAUCCGUGACCAACGAGCGUAUCUUGAACAACGCGAAGAUCAUAGAUUUGACCCCUGAAGAGAUUGGCGAGCUUCAUGAUAUUGAUAAAACACAUCAUUUCCGUGCUUGUCACCCAUCUUGGACAGGUUUCGGUAGUCUUGGAUUCCCUGAUUGCAAAUAG
This is a messenger RNA of Suillus discolor, 885 nucleotides long. Its product is annotated as NADP-dependent oxidoreductase domain-containing protein. Gene Ontology annotation, molecular function: oxidoreductase activity. The transcript has 7 exons. The coding region runs from base 1 to 885 and encodes 294 amino acids. The record is from RefSeq and is a predicted model, not a curated record. NCBI's taxonomy places the organism in Eukaryota, Fungi, Basidiomycota, Agaricomycetes, Boletales, Suillaceae.